Messenger RNA from Letharia columbiana, 1422 nucleotides. RefSeq lists its product as uncharacterized. The record is from RefSeq and is a predicted model, not a curated record. The transcript is spliced from 8 exons. Gene Ontology annotation, biological process: microtubule cytoskeleton organization; mitotic cell cycle. The coding region runs from base 1 to 1422 and encodes 473 amino acids. Lineage: Eukaryota; Fungi; Ascomycota; Lecanoromycetes; Lecanorales; Parmeliaceae. Gene Ontology annotation, molecular function: GTP binding; GTPase activity; structural constituent of cytoskeleton. Gene Ontology annotation, cellular component: cytoplasm; microtubule.
AUGAUCAUGAUUUACAUAAUGACUUCGGUAGAACCGACAUGGUUUUUCCGCUACAGCUCCUGGAAUUUCUUGCGGUCAAUGGCCUUUGGGGUGCAUCUACAAACCGGUCAAUGCGGUAACCAAAUUGGUGCUGCUUUCUGGCAGACUAUUUCUGGCGAGCAUGGACUCGAUGGCUCUGGCCAAUACAAUGGAACAUCUGACCUCCAGCUGGAGCGUAUGAACGUCUACUUCAAUGAGGCAUCAAACAACAAAUAUGUCCCUCGUGCUGUCCUCGUCGAUCUUGAGCCUGGUACCAUGGACGCCGUCCGCGCUGGUCCUUUCGGCCAACUUUUCCGACCCGAUAAUUUCGUCUUUGGUCAAUCUGGUGCUGGUAACAACUGGGCCAAGGGUCAUUACACCGAGGGUGCGGAAUUGGUGGACCAGGUCCUUGAUGUUGUGCGUCGUGAGGCUGAAGGAUGCGAUUGCCUCCAGGGGUUCCAGAUCACGCACUCUCUCGGUGGUGGAACUGGUGCUGGUAUGGGUACGCUUUUGAUCUCGAAAAUUCGCGAGGAGUUCCCAGACCGUAUGAUGGCUACAUUCUCCGUGGUCCCUUCACCAAAGGUAUCCGACACCGUCGUGGAGCCAUAUAACGCUACUCUAUCCGUGCAUCAGUUGGUCGAGAACUCGGAUGAAACCUUCUGUAUCGAUAACGAGGCGCUCUACGACAUUUGCAUGCGUACCCUCAAGCUCUCCAACCCAUCUUAUGGAGAUCUUAACCAUCUUGUCUCCGCAGUCAUGUCAGGUGUCACCACCUGUCUCCGUUUCCCCGGUCAACUCAACUCGGACCUCCGCAAAUUGGCCGUCAACAUGGUGCCAUUCCCGCGUCUACAUUUCUUCAUGGUUGGCUUCGCACCUCUCACUAGCCGUGGUUCUUCCUCAUUCCGCGCGGUCACUGUACCUGAAUUGACUCAACAAAUGUACGACCCCAAGAACAUGAUGGCCGCGUCUGACUUUAGAAACGGCCGCUACCUGACCUGCGCUGCGAUCUUCCGUGGUAAGGUCUCCAUGAAGGAAGUGGAGGACCAGAUGCGCAACGUUCAGAACAAGAACGCCUCAUACUUCGUCGAGUGGAUCCCCAAUAAUGUUCAGACCGCUCUCUGCUCCAUUCCUCCGCGCGGCUUGAAGAUGUCUUCGACCUUCAUCGGCAAUUCGACCUCCAUUCAGGAGCUGUUCAAGCGUGUUGGUGACCAAUUCACUGCUAUGUUCCGUCGUAAGGCUUUCUUGCAUUGGUAUACUGGUGAGGGAAUGGACGAGAUGGAGUUCACUGAGGCUGAGAGCAACAUGAACGACUUGGUAUCCGAAUACCAGCAAUACCAGGAGGCUUCCGUCUCGGAGGGCGAGGAAGAGUACGAGGAGGAGGCUCCUGCCGAAGGCGAGGAAUAG